Molecule: messenger RNA, 1059 nt
Organism: Penicillium longicatenatum
Lineage: Eukaryota; Fungi; Ascomycota; Eurotiomycetes; Eurotiales; Aspergillaceae
Exons: 1
Coding region: 1-1059 (352 amino acids)
Biological process (GO): DNA transposition; DNA integration
Molecular function (GO): DNA binding
Source: RefSeq, a predicted model, not a curated record
AUGGCCCGCUCAGCGGAGCUUACACCCGCCAUACGUGAGCGUAUAUGCGAGCUCCACGCUAUUAAAUGGGGAUAUAAACGUAUUCAAAAGCGUUAUCCCUAUAUCCCACUAUCUACAAUUCGAUAUACAAUUAAGAAGGAGCAUGAACGACGAGAAGGUGUCUCUAAGGCACGCUCUGGUCGGCCAAAAAAGCUCUCUGACGCAGAGAAAGACCGAAUUCUCCAGGCUAUUCAUGGUAAUCCAAGAAUUACACGUGAAGAUCUACUCGCUGAGGUUGACCAUAAGGUGAAAAUUCGUUCGAUUCAACGCCUUCUAAACGCUGAGAACCUCCGGAAGUGGCGCUGUAGUUGGCGACCAUACUUAACUGAGGAGAAUGCCACGAAACGACUUCGAUGGGCCUACCGAUAUCGACACUUUACGCCUGAGGAUUGGGCCCGAGUUUUCUGGUCUGAUGAGUGUACGGUUGAACGUGGAAUUGGUGUCCGCCGGGAGUGGACUUUUACUCGUCCAAGAGACCAACCAAAAGAGGGCCAAGUCCAAGGGCUACCUCAGCGUGGAAAGCAAGUUAAGCAGAUGUUUUGGGCAGCGUUUUCAGGGGCUGUGCGGCGUACUGGAUUGAUCCCGCUUUUUGGAGAUCCUGAAUCUGAAAGAGGAGGUAUUAACCGCUUCGUUAUUGAGGAUUUAUAUCGUCGAAUUUUACCUACUUUAAUGGCGAAUGAAGACGCUAUAUUUCAGCAUGAUAACGCACCAACACACACUGCCUACGUUGUACGAGAAGCUUUAGAGGAGAUGAAUAUCGAGGUUAUGGAGUGGCCACCUCAUUCACCGGAUCUGAAUCCUAUUGAGAACCUAUGGGCAUUACUUAAAGCGGCAAUUUAUAAACUUCGACCUGAUUUGAUCCAUAUGAGGAAUAACAACGAAACAAAGGCAAUCUUAGUCGAGACAGCGCAACAGGCUUGGGAUGAGCUUGAUCUUAGCCAUUUUAGCCAUCUUUCGGAGACUAUGCCGCACCGUGUCGAGGCAAUUAUUGAGUCUCAAGGGUGGUAUACACCAUAUUAG